CUUGGAGCUGGUCGGUCGGCGCAGGCGCGUGCAGAGACUUCCCCUUUGUGAUAAUCGUCUCUCCAAUCUUAAUCAUUCUGUCCAGUCAAACGUAACACAUGCGUGGCCAUUUUUUUUUAAACGACAUCUCGGAUCGUAUCAGGUGUCGAUGCCGCACCGCCUUGACACGAAAACUGCACUGUCAAUGUCGAGAUUGGCCAGAACGUUUCUCCACCGCGCAUUGUCUGCCUUUGACAGAGUUUGAAUUUGUACUUUCAAUUGCAACACUCGGUUCGUGUGUCGUAAAAUUUCCUACUUUUCUAAUUGCAUGACAUUAUUAUCCCAGCGAAGUGACCAAACAGGCUCCUUUGUGACUUGUCGACAACACCGCGUCAUAUUUUGUGCGUGGUGCUGGAGUUGGUCGCAUGCGAGUGACAAGUCGAACCGGUGGAGGGCGACAUCACGCAUUGAAACAUCGCGGAGGAGAGAAAGGAAGAAAACGUUGACUCCGAAUUCUAAGCUGCGUUUGCUCGCUUUCAAUGUACUUGAAAGGCACCAGAAGAGGAAAAAGAAGGAAGCAAGUCGCCGCUCGGCCGUCACGUUUGCCACUCGGUGAAAACACCGCGAGGAGAGAGAAAAGAGUCAAGGGAUGGCACAGUGAUGGCAGAGCUCCAGAUUGACCAGUCCAACCUCCCCCGUGUUCAGGAAGUGUGCCAGAGUUUUGCCGUUUUAGAAGACGGCGCGCUGGCACAAAGUCUUCAGGCCCAGGAAACUGCCCGUUACAAUAAAGCUUUGACGACGACUGACGGGGAUGGGCGAUGGCAGACGAUAUUUCGUAUCGGGCCGGAACUCUCUAACGUCGAGCAGUACUACACCACCAACGUCCAGAAGAGCCGACUGGUGCAGAACGACAUCCGCGUGGCCAAGCGGCUCCAGGAUGAGGAGGAGGCGCAGCGGACCCUGCAAAGGGACCUGCUCAGACAAGAGUCCAGAGAACUGGAAGAACAGGACCUGGAGUACGCCCGCGUAAUCCAGGAGGAGAUCCGGCGGCGGGCCGAAGAGGCCCGGAGGAGGGAGCGGGAUGACGAGGAAAUGGCGAAACGGAUGCAGGAGGAGGAAGAGCUGAGGAUGAGGAGGUCCAGAACAGAGGAGGAGCGCCACCGCCGCCGUGAAGGCAGCGCCGGCGGUUCUGCACCGCCGUCACCAAAUCGACACCCGCUCGGCGGACAGCAUCCGGGCGCGGCCGCCGCCAGGUGGCGCUCUUCUAACACUUGGAACCCUCCAGAUUACAGCUGGCCCCCUCCUCCGCCUUACUACCCUGCCGGGGUAGCAGACAACCAAAGUCCAACUUGGUGGUCAAGUGAAGGCCACACGCAUUCCCGCCGGCAACUCAGGAGGGAAAGCCAAGCGUCGCCGCGCGCACACGCCGAUUUCUUUGAACGGAGACCGAAUACGAGGAACAACACGCCGCCUCUCCGUCGCCGCUUGUCUUUACGCUUGCCUCGCGAGAGAGACCGCACGAGUCUUUACACCGCCAACGGCGUCCGAGAGACCUUCUACGAUGACAACGAGCGUCAAGAAAAGAGGAGCGCACGGGACCGGGAACGGGAACUGGACCACCGAGCGCAAAACACCACGCGGAGCCAUCAGGAUGGAGCCCCGAGAUCACCCGAGGCCCGAGAACGGCGCUGCAGGCGCGGUGAAUCUUUGCGGAUUCACGACCGGCCCGGACCGGGCAGAGGGGACGCGUCCGGGACGUGGAGCACCAGAGACGACUCCGACAAACGCGUCCGCUUCGCGCCAGGCGACGGGGGCUCCGGCGGACGCUCGGACCCCGGCGCGCGGGUCUGGGAGAUGCUCGGCCACGUCCUCAGGGAGCGGGGUGUCGCCGUCACGUUGGGGGGGCGCGGCGCCCCGCUGAAAAUAGGACCCCAAAGGCCGGACGGCCAAGCCUCCCCGAGACCACAUCAGAGAGCCGCAGCCGGGCACAGUUUCCACGGCGACAGGAGGGCGUCAUCUCGCCGGGACGACAGCGAGCCAGAUUGCGGAACAUCCGAAGGCGACGCUCCUUCUCAGACCCGCGGCACAAGGCGGCGGCGGCCCGACCGCGGAAGCGUCGCAAGCCAGGAGACGCUCGCGAGGACCCCCGGCGGCGGCGGCCAGCGGGAAGGAGAAGCGGAACCGGAGCCGGAGCGGCGACUUCGGAGAAGCCUCAGCAGCCCCUGGGUCAGGUGGAGACGCGCGGCAGCAGGAGCGUCGCUGCCCCCCAAGAAGAGGCAGACCGGCCUGGAUCUGGGGGACCUGCAGCAAGUUCUACUUGAUGAGGAGCUGGCCCGCGAGCUGCAGGAGCAGGAGCAGGAGCAGGAGACCGAGACCACCACUUCGGAAAGAGUCCGCAAAGGCUCACAGCCCAGGCCACGUAGCCCUGACUCCACGGGAGACUUCCGGGUCGCGCAGGUGGCCCAGGAUGAGGAAAUCGCUCGCUAUAUGCAAAAGCAGGAAAUCCAGUUGGAUCGCACGUCACGGGAGUCGGAAGGAGCGGCGGAGGCGUGGCGGGAGCACCGAGCCGUGGUGGGCCACUGCGACCGGAGAACGGCGCGAGACAAACAGGCGCCGAGGCAGAGGCAGAGGCUGGAUUCCGAGGGCCUCCCUUCCCCCGCCGAGGACUCCAGUCCGGAGAAUGGACCUCCCGACCGCGCCGACCCGCCGAGUCUUGUUUCCGGCCAAUCCCAGCGGGUCCAGAACGUUGCGGAGGAGCUGGACCCGACCUUCCAGGCCAAGAGGCAAGGAGCGGACGUCCUCGGAACGGGACAAAGCGGCGGUGCCGGUUGUCAGUCGCUUCCUGAGGCGCCGACCUUCAUCCCGCCCACCAAGCGUCAAAAGGACAAAGACGGCCGGGCUAAACCCAAAGAAAAGAAGGAAAGUUUCGGCCCACCAGCACUUUACAGCAGAAAAGCUCAAGAGCCAAUUCCGUUUUUAUUCUUCCUGUAAACAAAGACGUUGAAGGGCCUCCGGCCGCGCGUUCAACUUUUCUUUAUUUAAGCGACGUGUUUUUGUUUUGGAGCUAUAUGCUGUCAUUUUAUUUUUGGAAUGUUUGUCCCUCGUUGUUUAAUGGCGCAGCAUGACAAUAUUUCUUUGAAUACAGCCAGCGCGUUCACGUCCAACUGCAAUUUUUUUUUUUUGUCCAAAAUGCUUUUUUGUGCCCUAAAAUGAUUUGUACUCUAUUUUAUAUCUUCAUUAAAGGAAGUAAAACUU
Messenger RNA from Syngnathoides biaculeatus (alligator pipefish), 3234 nucleotides. RefSeq names its product coiled-coil domain containing 187 (gene ccdc187). The record is from RefSeq and is a predicted model, not a curated record. Lineage: Eukaryota; Metazoa; Chordata; Actinopteri; Syngnathiformes; Syngnathidae. Bases 640 to 2970 code for a protein of 776 amino acids. The transcript is spliced from 15 exons.